Molecule: messenger RNA, 918 nt
Organism: Phaedon cochleariae (mustard beetle)
Lineage: Eukaryota; Metazoa; Arthropoda; Insecta; Coleoptera; Chrysomelidae
Source: the annotation of a GenBank genome assembly
AUGAUACCUUUACCUUGUGAAAAUUUGAAUGAACACCUGUUCAACGGUGGAUCUACCAGUUUGAUUUCCUCAAACGGAUAUUAUGGUUAUCAACCUCGAAUUCACCGUUCCACAUUGAAGAAUGAAGACAAACUGCCAGAAACAAAUGAGAGGGUUGAAAUGGACAUAGAAGUCUGUAAUGUGAUGGAAAUUGGAAAAAUGCAAGUGGAAAAUAGUGUACCAUCGCGGCAAGUCAAUAAUAUAAAAAAACGCCAAUGGGAGCAUGUUGACGAAUUCCAAGAGUCCAAAAAGAGGCGCGAAAGUCAAGAUGUUAUGAAGGACCUGAAAUAUAUCACCAAAGACGACAAGGAAACGUUAUUAGAAGAUAUCCUAAGAGAGACCCAUGGGGAUUCAUAUAUGAUAAACAUAUCAAGCAUUAAACAAUGUGAUGGACAUGUAUAUCCAUUAACAGUGUCUCGUGUGUCCUUGAAAAUUAUUGACAAAAAAUUAUCAAUCACUGGCACUCUGAAUACAAUGGAGGACCUUUCAAGCCCUCUGAAGGCUCGUGUCAAAGUUGAAAAAGAUGAACUCGGAUUUUGGUUAGAUAUUCCAUGUGUCCAAAACAUAGGCUCUUGUACCUAUGAAGAUUUGUGUGAAUUUGGAAUAUCCAUGAAUGAAACUUGCCCGAAAUUAUUCACAGACAAUCAAGUUCCAUGUAGAUGCCCCAUUCCACAGGGAACCUAUACAAUUCUACCAAUGUUUCAUUUACCUAUAAGAUCGUAUUUGCGAAAUGAUCAUAUUAUCACUGGGAAAUAUUGGGCCAACAUUACCAUUGAACAUUAUGAUCAUAUUUUAGGUUGUUAUGAGAUAUAUUUCAAUAUAAAAAAAGCACACAACGUUCACGAACUGAAGAAAUUCAAAUAUGAACUGGUACAGUAG